Cottoperca gobio is the source of this 6965-nucleotide messenger RNA. It is a transcript of the gene znf831, whose product is annotated as zinc finger protein 831. The transcript is spliced from 4 exons. Lineage: Eukaryota; Metazoa; Chordata; Actinopteri; Perciformes; Bovichtidae. Bases 184 to 5358 code for a protein of 1724 amino acids. The record is from RefSeq and is a predicted model, not a curated record.
AUCGGGUUGAAGAGGAACACACGGCCUGGAUGACAGAACAGAUUGCAAUGAGCAGGUACACUGAGGAUGGGACCGUACAGUUACAAUACUUUCUAAGUUGGAUGUUUGUUGCUGAUUGAAGUGAAAAGUACAAAGGUAAUUACAGACCUGGCACUGGUACAUCACGACAGCAGCAGGGUUACCAUGGAGACUGGCAAGCCAGGAUUGCCAAGUGCUCAAGUGCACAUCAGCCCUGUCGCAGCACAGACAGAGAAAAGGAUGGACCUUCAGGCCCCACUGACGGCUGUUUACAUCCAAACAGUGCAUGCUCUACCAGCGCAGCCUCCUGCAGCUGCACAGGAGCCAGCCACACUCCAUCUGGCCAUUCCGCCUCUUUACUCCAAGGAGACGCUUCCCUUUCUGACUCUCCAUAUUGCUGGAGGACUGCAGGCUCAGCCAGGAUUUAGUUUGGCAGCUGCUGCUCCUGCAGCCAGACCCAAGUCGGCAGGAAAACAUGUGUGUCCUCACUGUGGACGGGAUUGCAUGAAGCCCAGUGUGCUGGAGAAGCAUCUCCGCUGCCACACCGGGGAGCGGCCUUACCCCUGCACCACUUGUGGAGUUUCUUUUAAGACUCAGAGCAACCUCUACAAACAUAAGCGUACUCAAGCUCAUGCCCGCCUCUCGUCUGAAUCAGAGCAGAGCAGCCUGAGCAGCCUGAGCAGCCUGAGCAGCCUAGACAGCAUGUCUGGCUCCAGAGAGACUUGUACCUCCAGCUUGUCUCUGGAUGAGCGCAGUGAGGAGUUGGGCAGCAUGGAAAAGGAUGCCAAACUACCUGCUGAGACCACCAGUCCAGCUAGUACUGCAAAGGUCUUCUCUGUAAAUAUGCAAGGUUCUGUCGGUGAACAGAACGCCUUGACCCCUGCAGGUCAGAAGACAGAAGCAAAUGAAAGUGCAAAUGUAACAAUAGAAAAACAGCGGGUGGAAAAUGACAAACCUUCGCUGACUGCCAGUCGACAUCUUCUCCUUCAGAGACAAGAAGCCACUCUGUUCUCCAAGCAGUGGGAGAGCUCUGUAUCCAGAGGUAAAUCGCAGAGCCAUGAGAGCACAGACUCAGGCUUCAGUGAGAGCAGUGACCACUAUCUGAGCCCCGGCAGCCUUCUACCUGACCACAGUAUGGAUUCCCUCUCCGAAUCCACUAAGGAGUAUCUUGAAGAAACUACCGGCAUACAAAUACCUUCAGGACCAGGCCAAGGUGGACAGGAACCCAAAUACACUGCAAGUGAGCAGAAGACACUGGAGGAGCGCAUAUCAAAACUGAUUUCAGAAAAUACAGCAGUUGUUGAGGACAAACAGCUAGAGAAUGUAAGGCCGCGGAAGACAGUUCUGUCAAAGCAGGGUAGCAUUGACCUCCCCAUGCCGUACACAUACAAGGACUCCUUUCACUUUGAUAUGAGGAUCAGUAAGCCUCCAAAUGUUGGGUUACAGAGAAACAGGAAGCCUGACUUCUCCAUCUCUGUGCCCAUGCAGCUAUCCAACACCGUGGAACAUGCCCCGCUAACCCGCAGCAACUCCCUCCCUUUCAGUGUUGCCCUCCUGCAGCCUGACAUUAGCAGCCCAACCUCCUCCUAUCAUAGUGAUUAUGUAAGACGUGUCCAGAGGGAAAGCUCUGGCCAGAUCAAUCCAACAGGUUUUGCAAUCAAGUCUUCAUCCACCCACCGCCCACUGGUCCGGCAGACAGCCGUAGAUGGCAACCACGCAACAGACUGUCUCUUCACAAAUUCAUCUGUGGAGGAGGCGUGCACCGGCAGUCUCAGCUGCGAUGGGGAUGGCGGCAACAUUUGUGGAGAGCCAAGCAUCAGAAAGUUCCGGAGGAAAAAAACACAGAAGUUUGCCUACAACAAGUGGUACAUGUACGGAGGAGGGACAUUUAAGAAGCUCUACAGUGCUGAGAAAGGUGGUGAUGACAACGUUAUCAAAGGCAGGAAAUGUUCCACAAACCCAGAGCAUGAGGUUGAUCAGGGCCUGCCAAAAAGGUUGUCAGCUGUUCAAAAUGAGACAGUAACAAUAACAGCCUCAACAAUACACUUCACAAGCAGCAGUGCAACAGUGUGCCACCCAGGCUGCUCUCCUGCCAAACUAUCCCUUGUCUCUGCUGAUGAUGUCAAUAUAAAAACUAGCCAGCUUCAAACAUCAUGCAGCUCUCUCAAGACCCCAUUUUGGAGAAACCUGUCUUUGUCAUUACUGCCAGUAUCUUCAAUUGGAUCAUUGGUUAACAACCAAACAGAAAGGAUGAGCAGAGCAGAAGCAGGGAGAAUGAUUGAUGUAGAAAAACAUUGUGACUCCACCUUGCAGCUCUGUGGAGCCCAUAUUCCCUCAGACAGGAAAAAACUGAAAACUGAUGAGAAUAUAAUUAGCCCUCUGGAGAUGGAAACCGACCCUAACACACCGACCCUUGCCUCCGUCACUGGUAGUGCGCCUCAGCAGGAUACAAAUCUCAGUUAUGUCAACAUUCAAAACAAUCAAAGACAUACUCCGCUCAAAGCAGCUCUGAUUCCAACAUGCAUUAUCAAUGCAAAUACACCAUCUGUUAGCACCUCGCCAGCCACUUCCCCACCCUCCACUGCCAAGGCCAGCUUCCUGCCAAAGUACCAGCUCAAGUUACCUAAUGCUGCUGAAGCUGGUUCAAAUCCCUCAGUGCAUGAUGUGUAUAAAAUGACAGGAAUCGAUGGCUGCACUUUCACCUCUGCUCUGUCACCCUCUCACACUGAGCAAACCUCACCCUCGGUCAAAACUUCUGAGAGGAAAGGUGAUUAUCCCGUCACCUCACCAUUGAUGCAGACUUGUGAUAUCAAAAAGACAAAUGCUCUCAGGUCCACACAAGACCAGCUCCCAUUACCUUCCACAGCCACAACCCUUUGUCAGGCUGAAACAUCAAGACUCAAUCCAAAUGCAACAAUUAGUCUAGCUGUAGUGCACAGGCAAUUUUCAUCAACCACAAUAACCACAACCUGCCGACACAAUGAUCAGGCAGGAUUAUGCAGCACUUCAAUACAGCCCUCAAAAUCAGCAGGGGGCGCAGCGCCUAAGCAGGUACCCCGACCUGUUGCACCUGUGCUUUCAAACUUCUUUGCUACACCUACCAGAAACACAGCAAACAAUCAGUCGUCUGCUGCUGCCAUUACAGCUUUCUCUCAAAGUCAACCUAACCCUACCCCCCCUCUAUCACACACACAACUCUCACCAGCAUCAGAUCAGAGGAGCCCUGUAAACAGUGCAUACGCCAGCUCAAACAGCCCAGUCGUUCCUUGUCACAGUCACAUUGUACCUUUUGACCAGAUACAGCCAGAUCCUCAGAACGUGUUUCAUGUUCACACAGCAGACCUCCAGAUAUGCCUCCAGAUCAUAUCUGAUGAGCAGCUGGCUCUCAUUGAACCCCAAAUCAAGAAGCAGUCAGUUAGCGCCCUCUCACAGAGACGUGAUGUGGAAGCAGCAGCCCAUGAAGUCACCUCUGUCAACAUGCGACGUAGCAAUAAUGGAAGGGACCAUCAACAGCCAGGACAUCGACAGGAGUUGGACCAAAGUGAGUCUUUACUCACACUUAACAUGGAGAGUACAAAACCUCCACUGCCUGUACAAUUUGGGAAGGCAGAGCCAAAGCUCCACCUGACUGAACGCAGAAACUCCACUACACUCUCAGCUGAAUCUACACCUCCUGAAGCGCUAGGCUUGUCGCUACGCCCACACAAAUACAGCCAUGUAAACACGGUCACUGUGACUCAGUGCUCUACGGGCGAUGUCAUGUCAACUGCUGCUUCACUCAAAUGUGAACAUCCCCUUUCUCUGAACUGUUGUGCUGAAGAGCACGAAAGGGUCAGCCGAGGUGGACGGAUCUCAACACAAAGCCAACACAAACUUAAAAAUCAAGCAUGUAAUGUAGGCCCAAUGAAAGCUAUGGGGGAAGCCUGUGCAUAUAAAAGCAGCAGGUUAGAUAGUGGAGAGACCCACCCCCCUCUGCAGGCUGGGCUUGGUCAGGCCUCCGGUGCUGCAUGUGCUGAUGAACUCUUUGGGUCACUUUCUUCUUUUUCCAUCAAUAAAUACAAAGUGUCAAGACAGUUGAAGCCACAAGCAUCCGUCUACUGCAGUAAUCCAGUGGAAUGGACAUUAUCAGAGGCUCUGAAUUCAUCUAAACAUGCAAACAUGGGAUGUGACAGGGAGGGACCUUCAGACCAUUCUGCCCCUUCACAGGAAAGUGAAUCACUGGAUGGAAUCAGUUCAACCCACUCUGAAAAACCACUCGCUCAGUUUAUUUCAGUGUCUUCUAGCAUCCAGGUAGAAGGACCCAAAGACAUCCCAGCUGUGCUUACAAUUAUUCAGAGCCCUACUGCAGGGCUGGUGGAGUACUGUGCAGCCCAGCAACAGCUGCUGACACUGGGCCAUGGAGAGAGCCCUGGGCAGGCACACAGCACAGACCGGAGGGGCUGCCUGGAGGGCCGAAGAGAAGAUAAGAACGGAGGAAUGAAGACAGAUGAGGCCGACUAUAACUGCACAUACACAAGUUCACCAGGCAUGACGAAGCCCGAGGCAGAAGACAGAGAGGUAAAGGUGGGUUCCUUUAAACAUUCCCAGCUAUCUGAGCAGCAUCUUUCCCAGACACACUCAGGAAUGUCUGAAUACCCUCCACAGAGCAAGUCAAAUAACAGGACCUCUUCUGCCAGCAGCAGUCAGACGAGUCUUUCCAAUUCUCCACAGCCCCUGUUGGAAAUGAACAACUUCUAUUUCUCCCAACAACACUGGGAAGGCAGCAGCAUUCCUAACCAACAAACACAGAUCUUAUGUGAAUCUAAUGCAAGUAUCAAAGCACCGGUCAUAUUAACAGAAACACCAAAUGCUUUUUCACCAAUUCACUCCAGCCCUCAGCAAACACGAACAUUUUCACACAAGGUCCAAAAGCCGAGCAGCAUCAGCUGUGUUGAGCCAGGACAUGCUGCUGCAGGUAAUAGUGGCACAUCAGCCUCCACGCAGCACAGUCAACACUCUUCUUGUGCUGCAGCACUAACAGGGGAAACCCAAGCGUCAAACAACAAUGUGCUGAAUGCUAAUCCUGUGUCGCCAUCAGAACCGUUUACAUACCCACAACCUGAUGAUUAUCACGACACCAAGGAUAAGGCACCAAGUGACUACAUGGGGCAGAGCAGUAACCCUGGGGGAGCUGACAUUACCAACAGAUACCACUCUGUUUUCUUGUGUGGCCAGCUUCAUGGCUACCAGCUGGCCGAGUGUGUGACAGUCAGUGGAGUGAGGCCUGUGCAGAGCUGCCAGGACUACACAGAGGACACCAGCAGUAGUGACGAUGAAGGAAAGCUUAUCAUCGAGCUUUAAUAGGAACAAUACACAUAUGCCAUUUUGAGUUUUAUCUUCUACAUAUAUACAUUUUUCAGAGGCAGAAGUAAUAUCAAUGGCUGAGUACAAUUUGUGGGAAGAGCAAAGAACCACAUAUGUGAACUCAAAAUAAGUCCAAAUAUGAAUAAAAGAUUACUUGUCAUUGACUAUUAGGGUACAUAUUUUUUAUGAAGAAUAAUACAUUGAAAGGUCAAUGGACAACUUUGCAUGUAGGUACAAGUUUGUAGGUACUACCAGGUGUAAUUAGAAGUAUGCAGUAAAACUGCUUGUGUCGGCCUCCUAGAUGUAAUUCCAAGUCUGACUGUCAGGAAUGUCAGCUGUGACACGUCCCACAUGUCAAAACGAGCCAGAGAAAUCAUAAAUCAUAAAACAAAGCCCCCGUCACAGGCAGUUACAACACAAUACAAUCCAAUAUUAAGACUAAUGAGGACCAUUACGGUAAAUAAAAAGGAGCAAUACACUGUUUGUAUCUGCUUUCACUAGUUUAGUUUAUUUUUAUUAUGAAUAAUUUAGGCUUACUUUCCUGGUGUAACUACAAAGCUAGCAAUGUGGGCAACCAUCUGGGAUUAAUGAGUGGAUGCUCCCACUUUGGAAUAACUGGAGGUUUUGCCGCCAUUCCUAUUCUGCCCGCAUCAUUAUAAAAGCCUGCAAUGCCUACAACAAGCUCACACGCUUGCUUGGAACUGAAUAUAUGAAUGAUUGAAUGAAUAUAAAAGAGUGAAUGGCAAUGACCUGUUUUUGUUUAGCCAGCUAGCUUUGUUACUUAGCUAUUCAACAGAGACCUUUCUGCCCUGUGCUCAUUGUCCGUUAUCUAAUGAUAAAAUAAAUAGGUGGCUGAUCAUUUGUAGUAAGUGGAAAACAGCAGGGCUACUGUGGUUACUUGUGUCGGCAGCGAGUGUUUCUUUUUUACUUGGCUUCAUGAGCAGACAGAUUGUGUCUGUUUCUGCUGUUUAAUCCAACCAAUGAGAUUACUUCUGCCCCUAAGAACUGCUCACACACGCUUACACAAACAUGUCUGUCUACCUUCCCACACACACUCUCUCUCUCUCUCUCAUAAAGUGCACUCUGUAUCACUCUGCAACCUUCCCAGACAACACCUGUGUGUGUGACUCAUGUAAACAUCCUGCAGACAAAUACCAUUAAGUAGAUCUCUGCUGCCAGUCAGAUCUCCCCGGUGAAGCAGGCAUUGGAUUAGCCUGUCCCAUUCUGUGUUUUGUGAUGAGUCAGCUGAUAUGAUUAGGCACCUGCACUCAUGACAACAGGAAAUGGGUGCAUGUGAACAUUUUUGUACAUAAUACCACAGCCACAGCUCACGCUGACGUGCUUGUCAAUCCUCAGCCCAUUAGUGGUCAUAAAACGUUUUCUUCACAGGUGUAUGUGUACAGGAGUGCAAGCAGAUUUAUUAUUAUGUUAAGUAUGACUAUUUGUUUUUUUUCAUUUUCUAAUUUUAUAUUCUUGGUACAGAUUGCAUAAGUAAGAAUAACUGAAAAACAAAUGAAUUCAUCUUUAAUUUAUUGCACAUCACUUUGUGUUUUCAACUAUCUCAACAGCCGGAGAGGUAAUUAAACUGUUUCCCCUGCUCUCUU